Puntigrus tetrazona (Sumatra barb) is the source of this 3306-nucleotide messenger RNA. Its product is annotated as major facilitator superfamily domain-containing protein 6-like. The record is from RefSeq and is a predicted model, not a curated record. Gene Ontology annotation, cellular component: membrane. NCBI's taxonomy places the organism in Eukaryota, Metazoa, Chordata, Actinopteri, Cypriniformes, Cyprinidae.
CUCUUCUCUCUCGCCCUAAAAUACAUGUAACCUCAAGAGGCCAUGACUUCCUGCAGAACUGUAAACAGACACAGCGUUCGUGGCCCGUUUGAAUGUGUCAAAUUAGUAUUUGUGAAUUGACCUCGAUCUCUGUAAAGCUCCCUGCAGGCUGCACAUUUUAAAAUGUCGUGUUUACACUACUUCAUUUCACUUUCAUGACAAUGGUGCGUCUGUGCGUUACGUGGACAUGUGAUUUAACACUCUGGAAGCGCUUAGACUUUCACUUGACACUUGCCAUCGUCUAACACGAGAGAAAAUAAAAUGCGUUGAAGACAACAGCUGCAUUCGAGGUCACAUAAUCUCUGUUAUCGAAUAAUUAAUGGCGUCACGACUGUUAAAAAGCAUGUUCUAUACAGUACAAAAGUCUUAGACGUGCUGCAGUCGCCAUUUUGACACCAUUAGCUGUGUCCCGUAGCUUCAUGGGAUAUCAAACUGUCCAUCUUAAGUUUCCUUAAGAAUCAUCAUCUGGGUGCCUACUGUUUUACAAAUACUUCGGACAUGCUACUCUGUUCACACACUGUUUUUGGCUACUAAGGAAGUACGCAAUGCCGCAUGCAGCAUCUAUUGUAAGCACUUAGAUCAGAAUAGCAUGGCACCCUAGUUUUUCUGCAGCAUGUACUAUGUAUACAAUAUGUGCGAUGUGCAAGUAUGAAAACCUGUUACAUUUGCCGUAUGUGUCGUAAUAGAGCACUUUGUGACGCUACAGUUCACGGUGACUUUUAUCUACUCGAGCUAACGAUCAUUUUCUCCUUGACUCGUUUUCAUUGGCCGGACAGUCGACAGCUGCAGAGCAAUACCGCUCCAACUCGCUGCACUAAAGGUGCGGCGUGAAGCGCUCACGUGACUCGCGCUCUCCCGCUGUAAGUCGAUCUUCUCGCCAACAGGGGGCGCGGUUAACCAGCGCGUGCUCGGUGCGCUGAGGCCGGCCAUUGGCUGUUCGUCAAAGGGAAAGAAAACUUGUUACACUUUACCUGGAUACGGCGCGGACGCGAAAGUCCGAAGAAAACAUUAAUCGACAACAUCGUUUCAAGCAAACCAUGAGUUCACGGACAGGCCGCGAUAGAUCUCAGAGCGCUAACUGAAGUCAACAAGCAUGAUGAAGAAGGGAGCAAUGCAGAAGAGCAAGCAAUGGAAUGUAAAGGGAGCCUUGCGGCUAGCCGGCGUCUUCCACUUCCUCCAUUCCUGCGCCGGAUGCCUCCUUCCCUUCCUGACCCUCUACUUCCGGCACCUAGGUCUCAGCGCCGCCAUGAUCGGCAUCAUCAUGGCGUCCAAGCACCUGCUCGCUCUGCUGUGGCGCCCGCUUUCCAGCGUCCUCUCGCGGCAGUACGACAAGCGGCGGGCGGUUAUAGUGUGCUCUCUGCUCAGCUCGGCCCUGCUGGUUUUGACUCUUCUGCUCUUCCCGUCCGCAGGAAUCCAAGCUGAAAGCGGACGGUGUAACGCUAGUGAACCCGAUGCCAACCCCACCCCUGUUCUCGAGAGGACGACCGUCCCAUCGCAAUCAAACGCUACCGUUUACUCAAUAAACCAAACGUCUGUAAGCACCAAACAACCUGUCGAAGUAAGCUCCAACUGGACAGCAAGAGGCCUGCGAUCCUUAAAGACGCCUGACCAGGAAGAAGAUCCUCACACCGAGUUCCUGGGGAGCCUAAAAGUCAUGGACGUCCAGCAUCAGAUGUUCUUUCUGGUUCUCAUCGUAAUGGGUUUGUGGGAGUUCACGGCCGCCCCGUUAGAGUGGACGGUGGAUGAUGGACUCUACGAAUACUUGGAUUUCGUAGACGCCACCGACCGUCAUAACAGGGUUAAGGUCUGGAAGCAGCUUGGAGCCGCUUUUGGCACCUGUGCUGUCGGGGUUCUUGUAACCAGUCUGUUUUGUCUUACAGGAACUACUCUGGAGUUUUACUCCUACUCUGUAUUUACGAUCCUAACCGUCCCUGCAGCCACCCUGCUGCCUCUCUACCUCCGCAAGCGUGAGCGGCCCACUAGUGGAGGCCUUAAGGCACUACAGUUGGUGCAUGGGAACUCUCAGGCGAUUCUUUGUGCCGUCACUGUGGUUUUGAUGGGCAUGGUGAGCUCAGCUGUGUCAGAUUUCCUCUUAUGGCACAUGCAGGACUGCGGGGCCACCGAAAUCCACAUGGGCGUCUCUUUAGGCUUGGCUCACUUAAGCCAAGCUGGCUUUGCUCCGUUUGCUGGGCGUCUCUCCCGGUUUCUGAAGUACCACGGUUGGUUGCUGGUGCUCUCCGUCGUCAGUUUAGCCCUGCAGUGUCUUUAUUAUUCCUUCCUGUGGGGCCCGUGGGCUGUAAUACCUGCUCAACUGCUGGCGGGUUUCGCACCGCGCCUCUGGUGGUCCGUAACAUCGCAAAGCGAGGACAUCGCCACUCCCGGCACCGAAAAGACCAUUUUGAGGCUGUUUGAGGUGCUUUCUCUGGAGUUGGGAGCGGCGCUUGGCAGUCUGGCGGCUGGGUUUGUGGUGCAAAGGUUUGGGGUCCAGGUGCUUUUCCAAGGCACGGCGGUCGCUCUGGCUUUGUGGAGCAGCACCCUUGCCGUACUCAAGUGGAAGAUUCCUCGGCAGCGCCGGAUAAACUACUCACGCCUGCUGGCCGCGGACACCGAGAUGAGCGAGUCUGAGUCAGACCAGGAGAAGGACUGGCUUGAGACCGCUAUGGAAGACUCCAGAGGGAAUAACAAGUGGACGCUGGAUAAAUCUUAAUCAAUGGACGCAAAGAGUGACUUCUUAACAGAGGGCGAAUUAAAAAUAACACUGAAACCGUUCAGUACGCUGAGAUUAAGGAUUUUCUUACUCUGUAUUUUUGCCUUGUUUUCCAUUAUAAAAAAAAGAUCAAUUUACUUGAGAAGUAAUGACAUAACCAAUGACAUAAGUUUGGUUUUUAAGUGUAUUAUUAGUCAAAAUAACUUUGAAGUCGAAAUCUACUGAUACCUCAAUAUCUUUGUCGUUACUUCAUGAGUUGUUAAGUUGUAUAUGCUUAAAAUAAGACAAUCUGUGAGUGGGGUGAGAAAAAUAAACACCUCAAAGGGAAGUGUUUUUCUUACCCCAGCGACAUCAUGACUUAAUAUCUGAAAUCGUUUUCGUUCUCAAGUAAAUGUAUCUUGAUUUCGUUUUUUUUUUGAGAUAUUUGUAAUUAAUUCUAAACAAAAAAUGUAAGAAAAUAUUUUUUUUCCAUCAAAAUAUCCAUCAUGGAUGACGUUGUAUGAGUUUAUUACUCUCUCUCGAGUAUACUUGAAUAUCCCAAAAUACAUCAUCUGUUUUUU